Messenger RNA from Electrophorus electricus (electric eel), 1226 nucleotides. It is a transcript of the gene rpe, whose product is annotated as ribulose-5-phosphate-3-epimerase. The record is from RefSeq and is a predicted model, not a curated record. Gene Ontology annotation, biological process: carbohydrate metabolic process; pentose-phosphate shunt. Lineage: Eukaryota; Metazoa; Chordata; Actinopteri; Gymnotiformes; Gymnotidae. Gene Ontology annotation, molecular function: D-ribulose-phosphate 3-epimerase activity.
UCUUCUGUAGCUGUGUGAAGCUGGACCUCGCAGGUGUGGGACAGAGACGACUAACAUGGCUUACACUGCGAAGGUGGGACCCUCUAUCCUGAGCACUGAUCUCUCACAGCUCGCCAGAGAAUGCGAGCGAAUGAUGGAGUGUGGUGCUGACUACCUGCACUUGGACGUUAUGGAUGGGCAUUUUGUCCCAAACAUCACAUUUGGACAUCCCAUGGUGCAGUGCCUGAGGAAUGCUGUGGGCCCACAUCCCUUCUUUGACAUGCACAUGAUGGUGUCCAGACCUGAGCAGUGGGUGACGCCCAUGGCUGCAGCAGGUGCCAACCAGUACACCUUCCACCUGGAGGCCAGCACCAACCCUGGGCACCUCAUCAGACUGAUCCGGGAGAGCGGUAUGAAGGUCGGCCUGGCUAUCAAGCCUGGGACCACUGUGGAAGAAUUGGCCCCGUGGGCUGGACAGAUUGACAUGGCUCUAGUUAUGACAGUGGAGCCUGGCUUUGGUGGCCAGGCGUUUAUGGAGGACAUGAUGCCUAAAGUCAGCUGGUUACGGAGUCAAUUCCCUUCCCUGGAUAUUGAGGUAGAUGGAGGAGUCGGUCCAGACUCCAUUCACAGAUGUGCUGAGGCGGGGGCAAAUAUGAUCGUUUCUGGUAGUGCCUUAGUGAGCAGUGAUGACCCUCGAUCCGUAAUCGCCCUCCUAAGAGAUGUUGUGCUCGAGGCCAUUCAGAAAAGAUCUUUGGACCGCUAACCUGUCUGGGCAUUUCUAUUCCCUUCUACUCUUCCAUCUGCGGUGAGAACCACUGGGGGUGUGGCAACUAUUAUCAUUACAUGUCUCAAGGUCUGAAUUGUUUCCAGAAGGUCUGAACUCCAGCUGGUGUCUAACAGAUACCUACUGCAUAUCAUGCAACGGAUGCCCUUGGCCUACAAGAAACUCAUCUGGCGUAAAGAAGCUGCCCUUCUGGGCUACCUGCACAGUAGGGCUUUGGUUUCUACCUUUUAAGAAAUUAAAACUAAUGCCCACAAUGCUGGAAAUGUUCCAUUUUUGUCACCAUAUACCUGCCCGCCCAAACGGGCCUCAUGACCUUAGUAGGUCACUACUUUAGGUCGCUGGCCAAAAUGAAGUCUGUAUCUUAUGAUCUUGGCCUGAGAGGUCAACAGUCUGGAAGUGAUCACUACUGGAAGACCUUUGAUGUAGCCUUGAGAUAUUAAAUCAGUUUUUGCAUUCCAUUCAA